CGGGGCAGCGGAGGACGGAGGCGGUGACAGGUCGCGCGGCCGGUCGGUCGGUCGAACUGGCGCGCGCGCGCGUCCCCCCUUUCCCAUGGAGCUGGUGCUGGCGGACGCGCUGCUGGGCCUCGCGCAGAGCCCGGACCCCUGCGCGCUGCUGCGGGCGGUGUGCGGCGGGGAUGGGGCCGCCCCGCUCUCCGUGGAGCGCGUGGAGACCCUCCGCUUCCUGCUGCAGUGGCUGGAGGCCGGCGGGGCCGGGGGGGAGGCGCUGCGGCGGGCGGCCUGGGAGGUGGCGCUGGGGCGCUGCUGGCCCCUGCUACGCGGCGGCGGGGGAGCGGCCGGCCCGGAGCGGCGCCGCCUGCUGAGAGCCGCCUGCGGGGCUCUGCGGCUCUGCGCCCGGCUCUGCGGGGCCCAGCUGGCGGCGCGGCUGGCCGGGGAGGCGCUGGCGGCGCUGCGGGCCGAGCCGCCGGGGGCCGGGCUGGGCGCCGAGGCGGCGGUGGAGGCGCUGGUGGCCGUGGCCCCCGAGCUGCAGGAGCCGGCCUUGCUGGAGCGGGCGGUGGACGCGGCGCUGGCGCUCGUGCGGGCGGGCGGGCGCGAGGCCGGGGAGGAGGCGGCGGCGGCGCUGGUGGCGGGGCGGCUGCUGCCCGCGCUGAGCAGUAACCGCACCGCCCUGCGGCGGGUCUGGGCGGGGCUGCUGCCGGGGCGCGGGGAGGAGAGGCGGGUGAGCCGGACCCUGCUGGCCCUGACGGCCCUGGCCGACCUGCUGUUCCCCGGCCUAGAGGGGGAUGGCGGCGGGGAGGGCCCGGCUCUGGACGCCCGGCUCUGCGGGGGCUUCUGGCGAGUGCUGCAGGCGGGACUCACCGACGGGGACGGGCUGUGCCGAAAACGAGCCCGCUACCUGCUGAAGCGAGCGGUGGAGCUGUCCGAUCAGCUGCGCACGGACUGCACCUGCCCCCCGGACGAUGGAGACGAACCAAGUCUUUUCUGGUGGUCUGUGGAAAAGAAUGACAAACUCUUGCAAUUUUGGGAAAAUUACAUUUUAAUAAUGGAGACUCUGGAAGGAAAUCAGAUACAUGUUAUAAAGCCAGUCUUACCAAAGUUAAACAGUUUGUAUGAAUAUGCAUUAUCAGAAAAAGGUUGUUGGUUGUUUCACCCAUCAUGGCAUAUGUGCAUUUACAAAAGGAUGUUUGAGAGUGAAAACAAAACUUUGACAAGGGAAGGUGUUGCUCAAUUUCUAGAGAUUUAUGAAACAAAACGUCUUCCAAAUUCACCAGGAUUUUCAGAGUUUAUUAUUGGACCAUUCAUGGAUGCACUUUCAGAAAGUUCUCUCUAUGGCAGAUCACCAGGCCAGUUGAUAGGCGCUUGUCCUCCUUUAGGGAUGAAGUUACAGAAGUUUUUGUCUACUUACCUCACACUCCUUUCAGAAGAAGAAAGACGUAGUUUCCUGUUAAAGUUUAUUCAGAAGAUGACAAGUAGGCACUGGUGUGCUGUUCCCAUUUUGUUUCUGUCUAUGGCACUGGCAUGUAUCCCAUCAUGUAAAGCAUUGGGUACAGAAGGACUUCAUUCUCUAAGAGAUGUCCUACAGUGCACUAUGAUCACACAUCAAAUUUUGUUGCGGGGAGCUGCUCAGUGUUUUCUUCUCCAAACAGCUAUGCAUUUGACUGAUGUGGAGAAAGUGUCACUUCCAGAGAUUUCAAGUUUUCUCAUGUCUCUUAGACCAGAGGAGUCCUUAAGCAGAGGGACUAUACUAUGGAUGGAGCUUUGCGAUUGGCUGUAUACUCAUGACAGAUGCUUCAGAAAGUCCAUAAACUGCCAUGUUGAGCAUCAAGAAAGAUCUUCAUUAAGUGUAUAUGUACAUACUCUUGUGGAAGAUUACCUUAAGGCACCUGCAUCCACAAGAGAAAACUGCUUUAUGCCUGACUGGUUUGAAGCUAAGCUUAUUGCUACAAUGAUUCUGCUGGCUGCAGAUGUGGAAGAGAUGAAGAAUAAACACAGCAAAAAAAGGAACACUGAACGGGUUGAAUUAAAGUCUUUCUUGCACCCUCUUCUGGAUGUCUUGUUGAAACUUGGCACUAAUGCUUACAUACCAACACUGAAAACCGAUAAAAGUUUACAGCUACUCUUGAAGCUAUUACAGACCUGUUUGUUAAAACAGUACAGUCCACAAGAUGAUGUGGUGUUAAGUUUUCUCUCUAAUUCUGUUAUGACUGCUGCAGAAAGUAUACUGGAAUUUAUCCUCAGAAGACUCACUGCAAGUGAGUUGAAUACUGUUUCAGAUCUGGAUCGUUGUAAUUUAUACUUAGCAUUAUUGUCAGAGCUGGUGAAUUUAUGCUCAAACGCUGGCUGGAAAAAGGGGCCCUCCAUUUGGAAUUUCAUCUCUUCUCUGAUAAAUGCCUCUGUUAAAAAUCUGCAGGAGACGGGCAAUGAACAGGAACCAAAGCUUGGAGAACAGAUUCAAAAAGCAGUUAGUAUGGCCUCACUAACUGUGGUUUGUGAGAUUAUUGAUCAGAAACCUGAACUUCAACUUAAAUCUCUACAUGCUGUUGAAACCCUAAAAGGUUUUAUUUCCUCUGUUCAACUUAAUCAAGUAUUAAAGAAGCCUUCUUAUACUGAAGAAAAAAAUAGUUUAUUUGAGGAAUCCACAUCUUCUCAAGGAUGGGGGAAAAUCGUUGCAAGCUAUGUACAUGACCAGUGGGUUUGCCUUCAUUUUAUUUUAAACAAGUAUCAUAAAUGUAUACCAUUGUCAAAUGAUGAGACUCUGGAACUGUCUUUGCUUGCAGUCCAAAGGCCAAUAAGAACUCUACAGUCUGCACUGGAAGCUCUAACUCUUUUGCCUUCUGACCAGGUUUUACCUGUGUUUCAUUGCAUGAAAGUGCUUGUUCCCAAGCUCCUGUGCUCAUCCGAAUCUCUCUGCAUAGAUGCAUUUGAUCUGGCUUGGAAAGUUAUAUCCUCUUUGAGCAACACACAGCUAAUAUUUUGGUCUAAUUUAAAAGCCUUUGUUCAGUUUGUGUUUGACACUGAAGUUCUUGCUAUUGCUGCAAGUAGCAAGGGUCAAGCAUAUUCAAAAAUAAAGGAGAUCAUAGUCAAGCUAGUUGAAAUGUCCACUACAAGAACUGGAGUCUUUAAUACAGUGAUUAGUUAUUGCUGUCAGUCAUGGUUAUUUCCUACGGCUGAUGACACAGGUGCUUUAGAGAAUCCCUUCUCAAAUGCUGGAAAUUACAGUGAACUUAUCACAGAGGCCUGUGUCUUUGGAAUGGUAUUUAGGCGAGACCAAAGACUCAUUCAGGAUGUCCAUGCCUUUGUAGAAAAUCUUGGAGAUGAAUGUGCAGCAAAUGUUGUCACAGAAAGUACAAACAGAGAUGACCAUUAUGUGCGAGUUUGUGCCAUCAAAUUUCUAUGCUGGUUGGAUGGAUCAAAUACAUUGCACAAGAUGUUUAUGGAAGACCUUGUCAUCAAACUACUUGAUAAAGAUGAAUUGGUGUCCAAAUCUAGAACACGCUAUUAUGUGAACUCUUUACAGCACAGAAUGAAAAAUCGGCUGUGGCAAACACUGCUAGUUAUUUUUCCAAAACUUGAUCAGAAUUUUUUGACUGGGACCCUUGACAAGAUAUUUCAGGCUGGAUUUGGUAACAAUCAAGCAUCCAUAAAAUACUUAAUAGAAUGGAUUAUCAUCUUGAUUCUGCAGAGAUACCCCCAGUGUCUUGAAAAAUUUUGGAAUUGUUUCAGCUAUGGUGAAGAAAAGCUUAAAACUAGCAUCUGUACAUUUUUAUCUGUGUUGUCUCACUUUGACAUUAUUCUUGAAAAUACCUCUGAGAAGAAACCAGUUUUGAAGAAAGCUCUUCUUGUUGUUCUACAGUGGUGUUUCAACCACAAUUUCAGUGUUCGACUUUAUGCAUUAGUAGCCCUCAAGAAAAUCUGGGGCAUGUGCAAAGCACUGUAUGUGGAAGAAUUUGAAGCUUUGACACCAGUUAUUGAAUCGAGUCUUCAUCAAGUGGAAAAUAUGCAUGGUGCAGGGAAUGCCAGAAAGAAUUGGCAACGAAUCCAAGAUCAUUUCUUUUUUGCAACAUUUCAUCCCCUGAAGGAUUACAGUCUAGAGACAAUAUUUUACACCCUUCCACGCCUUUCAGAACUAGUUGAAGAUGAAUGGAUCCCACUCUGUAAAUUUACCAGAUAUACUGACAUUUCUUUGCCUGCAGCAUUUCAUUGGUUGCAUUCUCGAACUGAACUUCUUAAUCUAAAACCAAGUGACUGGUCUCAGCAAGAUAUGGGUUCAGAUUUAGUUGAAAUGGAUAACCAAACAGAAUGGACAGAUGUUCAGAAAAAGAUCAUCCCUUGGAAAAACAGUAGUCCUGAUUUAGACCUGGAACUGCUAUUUCAGGACCGGGCAGCUAAACUUGGUAAAUCCAACAGUAGGUUGAUUGUAGUGGCCUCACUUAUUGAUAAACCCACCAAUUUAGGAGGUUUGUGUCGUACAAGUGAAAUAUUUGGGGCAUCUGCUUUAGUUGUUGGCAGUCUUCAUUAUAUAAAUGAUAAGCAAUUUCAACAUCUCAGUGUUUCUGCGGAACAGUGGCUUCCUCUUGUUGAGGUGAAACCAUCUCAGCUUGUUAAUUAUUUACAGCAGAAGAAAACUGAAGGCUACACUAUCAUAGGUGUGGAGCAAACUGCUAAAAGUUCUGACUUGACUGAAUAUUGCUUUCCAGAGAAAUCCUUGUUGUUGCUGGGAAAUGAACAUGAGGGAAUCCCUGCAAACCUGAUUCAGCAUCUGGAUGUUUGUGUGGAAAUUCCUCAGCAGGGUAUCAUUCGAUCACUGAAUGUUCAUGUAAGUGGAGCACUGCUGAUUUGGGAGUAUACAAGGCAACAACUGAUCAAGCAAAAACAACUGAAAUAACUUCAAGAGUCUUGUGCCUUAUUUGUAAUGCAGCUGGAUGGCUUUUUAUGGUGCUGUAAAAUGUUUUUAAACACAUGAAAUAAUUACAGACUCAGGGUGAGUGACAGUUUUUAAAUUUUGCAUGUUAUAUAAUGGUAUUAUGUACUACAAAAUUUGUUUUUAAAUGCCUUAACGUAUUAUCUGAUUGCAUACAACUGUUUUAUUUGGAAUAAAUCUUGUUUGUAUAGUGCUUACAUAUGUGUGGGUCUCUUAUUGCAGUGGAAGCAACCAGAGUUAACAGACUCUUAUCCCCUCGAACACACAACUCACUGACAUUUAACUGUUUCAGACAGUGUAUUUCAAAAUGUAGGGUUUUUACUAUAGCAGUCAUUCUGGUCACAACAGCUGUAGCUGAGGUUAAAAGGGACUUACAUCAUCAGGAAAUGAGGAAGUGGUUUAGGAGUAUGGGAUAAAUCAUGUCUAUAAGUAUGUUAGUGAACAUUUUAAAAACACAGGUUUUAAACACCUAAAUAAUGUUUGCUGAUCCCAGUAAACUCUAUGCUUGGUAAUUUAUCAGGGUGAAUUGUUCAGGUGUAGGGCCCUGUCUUAAUACACAAUGUUUUCUUAAUCCUUUUCCGCUGACAAUUUGGAAAAUGCUGUUAUUAAAGCAGCUGCUAUUUUGCCUAAGGACUACCUCACAAACCUUUACUGGAGCAAAUCCAUUGUGAAUAAUACAGGAGUUGGUUAUAUCACUGCCAACGAAUUAUACAAACAGGGACUUGAUCCUGCUAGUGAAGGCAGGGGGCUGGAUUCAAUGACCUUUCAAGGUCCCAUCCAGCUCUGAGAUACGUAUAUCUCCAUAUUAAAAAAAAAAAAAAGACAUACUAAUGAUUGAGAAAUUGUUCACCUACAAAUCUCAGCUAUAAUUGUGCAGAUGUUUA
This is a messenger RNA of Gopherus evgoodei (Goodes thornscrub tortoise), 5799 nucleotides long. RefSeq names its product TAR (HIV-1) RNA binding protein 1 (gene TARBP1). Gene Ontology annotation, molecular function: RNA binding; tRNA (guanine) methyltransferase activity. The transcript is spliced from 30 exons. The record is from RefSeq and is a predicted model, not a curated record. Gene Ontology annotation, biological process: tRNA methylation. Bases 86 to 4879 code for a protein of 1597 amino acids. NCBI's taxonomy places the organism in Eukaryota, Metazoa, Chordata, Testudines, Testudinidae.